UUAAAAUUUUAUUUUCUAAUUGAGAGUUCCGGUCUAGAAGAUAUUGAAACAUCAUAAAUGCAUAAACUUAUAUGAUGAUUUUUCUCAGUUUCUCUGCGAUAAUUCUUGUUCAUUUUAAUGGGUUUUGGUGAUAAUUUCAAGCGAAGAAAACAAAAACAAUGAAGAUUGAUGUUUUUUAGAGUUCAAUCCGCUCCUAACCUAAGCCAUUCAUUCAUUGUUAAAAAAUGCAGCAAGAUUUUCACACUCAACGCCCUCUGUUUGGAGGUGCAAUCACUAGCAGUUUCCCUCUUAGAUUUCAGGUUGGAUGUGAGCAAUAUACGCCAAGUUCCUGAUCAUCAGGAAGUAUUUGUGGACCCUAGUCGCGAUGAAAGCUUGAUCUUUGAGCUUUUGGAUUAUAAACAUGAAGUUGGAGAUAAUGGAAGUGCCACUUGGUUUCUUCAAGACCUUGCUAAUGAACAAGAUGCUGAAGGAUGCACGCAGUUUGAGCAGUCAGAAGUAGUUGAGACCCCUGGAUUUCAUUACAGGAAUAUUCCGAGUGUUAUUUCUACCGCUGUGGGACAAAUGAAUAUUUCCAAGGGGCGACAAGGGAGAGAAGCACAAAAUAUCGUUAGAGUUUAUUUGGCAAAUAUACGUCUUAAAGGAGUUGACACAGAUGUGCUAGUGACUGCAUAUGAACCAGUACUAAUAAAUCCUUUGAGUGAAAGUGCUACAACAGUUGGCGCUGGUAUGGCGGUUCCUGCAGCACAAUCUGGCUGCCUGGCCAUGUCUGAGGUCUUUAAACUUGCUGUCUCCACCUUCAAAGUGAUUGACUGGAACCUUUUUAGCAGUGUUUCUGCCUGAGUUUCGUUUGAUGGGAAGCUACACCACAAAUCUCAAGUGUUAUUGUCCUUAAUAUUUUACAUCUCUCUCUGUUUCACAUAAGUGUUAUUAUUCAUAUAAAAACUAUAUAUGUAAUAGGCAUCUAUGAUGGACCCAGCAGAAAAGUUUGGUAAACAGGAAUACAAAUGGAAAAAAAAAAUUCAAAAU
Mercurialis annua (annual mercury) is the source of this 1026-nucleotide messenger RNA. RefSeq lists its product as uncharacterized. The transcript is spliced from 8 exons. Gene Ontology annotation, molecular function: guanyl-nucleotide exchange factor activity; small GTPase binding. NCBI's taxonomy places the organism in Eukaryota, Viridiplantae, Streptophyta, Magnoliopsida, Malpighiales, Euphorbiaceae. Gene Ontology annotation, biological process: protein import into nucleus. Bases 169 to 840 code for a protein of 223 amino acids. Gene Ontology annotation, cellular component: nucleus. The record is from RefSeq and is a predicted model, not a curated record.